Zingiber officinale is the source of this 1330-nucleotide messenger RNA. Its product is annotated as dnaJ protein ERDJ3B-like. Bases 130 to 1170 code for a protein of 346 amino acids. NCBI's taxonomy places the organism in Eukaryota, Viridiplantae, Streptophyta, Magnoliopsida, Zingiberales, Zingiberaceae. The transcript is spliced from 10 exons. The record is from RefSeq and is a predicted model, not a curated record. Gene Ontology annotation, biological process: protein folding.
AAGGUUUGGGUUUUAAAAAGGAGCAUUCACAUCGAAGAACAAACGGCGUGGAGAAGAUCUCGAUCCCUAAUCCUCGAUUCUAAAAUCCAACGCCUUUGAUUGCUGCGGUGGGAGCAGAUUGUCGCUCCAAUGGCGCCUCCUCCACGGCGGUGGCUGUUGCUCUUCGUCUUCCUCUUGUCUCAGCUUCUUUCCGCUCUCGGAGGGAAAAGCUAUUAUGACGUGUUGCAAGUUCCCAAGGGCGCUUCUAUGGAGCUGAUUAAGAGGGCUUACCGGAAGCUGGCUCUGAAAUACCAUCCAGAUAAGAACCAGGGCAAUGAGGAGGCCAACAAAAAGUUUGCAGAGAUCAAUAAUGCAUACGAAGUGCUGUCGGACCCGGAGAAUAAAAAUAUCUAUGAUCGGUAUGGAGAAGAGGGACUCAAGCAGAAUGCUGCUGGUGGGGGAAGGGGUUCAGGAAUGAACAUCCAAGAUAUAUUUAACGAAUUUUUUGGAAAUGGUGGUCACCAGGAAAAACAGGAAGAAGUGAUACCAAAAGGUGACGAUGUAAUUGUCGACUUGGAUGCCACACUAGAAGAUUUAUACAUGGGUGGCUCUUUGAAGGUAUGGAGGAAAAAGAAUGUCAUAAAGCCAGCUCCAGGUAAGCGGCACUGUAACUGCAGAAAUGAAGUAUACCACAUUCAACUUUCUCCAGGAAUAUUUAAGCAGAUGACCAAACAGGUCUGUGAGCAAUGCUCAAAUGUGAAGUAUGUGCUAGAAGGUUACUUCAUUACAGUAGAUAUUGAGAAAGGGAUGCAAGAUGGACAAGAGGUGCUAUUCUAUGAGGAUGGUGAACCAAAGAUUGAUGGAGAAGCUGGAGAUCUGAAGUUCAGGAUUCAAACAGCACCUCACAAACAGUUCCGACGGGAAGGGAACGACUUGCAUGCAACCAUCACCAUUUCACUGCUUCAAGCGCUUGUAGGUUUUGAGAAGACCAUUAAGCAUCUCCAUGAUCGACGCGUUGAAAUAGGCACCAAGGGUAUCACGAAACCAAAAGAGGUGAGGAAGUUCAAAGGCGAAGGGAUGCCACUGCACUUAAGCACAAAAAAAGGAGAUUUAUAUGUAACUUUUGAGAUUUUGUUUCCCAAUUCUCUAACUGAUAAGCAGAGUAGUAAGAUCAAGGCGAUUCUUUCGUAAGGUUUUUUUAUUAUGUUUUAGAUUUAGGAGAUUAGUACGAUCCUUCAGGAGAUGGAUAAUCCCCUUGCAGAGUAAUUUUGCAAGUGAUCUUUUGUAAGUGAUAUCAAUUGAUUUAUAUCAUUUCUACUCUUGAGACAAGCUUUGAAUAUUUAACGUGGAU